Stegastes partitus (bicolor damselfish) is the source of this 6286-nucleotide messenger RNA. It is a transcript of the gene amigo1, whose product is annotated as adhesion molecule with Ig-like domain 1. Gene Ontology annotation, molecular function: protein binding. The record is from RefSeq and is a predicted model, not a curated record. Lineage: Eukaryota; Metazoa; Chordata; Actinopteri; Pomacentridae. Gene Ontology annotation, cellular component: membrane. The transcript has 3 exons. Gene Ontology annotation, biological process: brain development. The coding region runs from base 694 to 2232 and encodes 512 amino acids.
AGCAGCAGCUCUGCGCGGAGAGCAGCAGGCCUGUGAGGAGCCACAGGAAGCUUGUCAGCCACAGACUGCUCAUUCUUAAUUAUCUCCAUGGCUGCUGAUGAGAGCCGACUCGAGCCGGACCUGCUCAAGAUGCGCCAAAAAUCUGCAAAAGACGGACGUGCGAGGGUCGAGCGCGGCCAGAUCUGAAAUUGAGAGACCGAAGCUGAAACGGGGUCGCUCAUCGAUGGUUGUUAGUUAGAAGACGUGUGCUGUCUGUCUGCUCUUUACGUAAUCUUUCUUUUUGCGUAAUUUUGCGCCGGGUGUUGGAUGUGCUCGUGGAGCGGGAUUAUUUUGGCGAGGAGAUCUCCAGAGCUCUCCCUCCUCCCCGCAUCCGCUUGUUGUCCUCGGCCAGCAGACACACACUGAGAGUCUCAGUUAAUAUUAUUUUUGUGUGUGUCUGUGUUUGCAGCAACAUUGUAAACAAACGAGGAGCUGUUUUAAUGAAAUCCAGCCUCUCUGCAUCCCGGGUGAAGAAUUGGUGCAAUGCAACGUUUGCACGGCUCUUCCACAACAAAACGGCAAGGACGCCCGAGAAUAUAGGGAAUAACCCUUCGAUCAGCAAUGUGCCUGGGAAUCCUCCAGCUGCUCUUCCAUGCUUUUUUCUGAGAAUGGGAUCGUAGUAAAUCUCUCUGGGAUUUAGAAACAACUGCUAGCAUGUUGCAGCCUUCAGCCAGAGCAGGUGACAGCCUGUUGGAAACAUUACCUCACUGGAGUAAGAGUCAGCGAUGGGCCCUGGUGCUCACCCUCUGCAUGGCUCUGCUCUGGCUUCCGGAGGCAUCGGGAUCUGCGCUAAACUGCCACAAGACGUGCAUCUGCGCCUCAAACAUAGUGAGCUGCUCCAAGAUGAAUCUGACCACCAUCCCGACCGGUCUGCCGCUCUACACUGCUGUACUGGACCUCAGCUACAAUGAGAUAACACGGCUGCGAGCCGAGUGGACCCCAGUGAAGCUCCCGAAUCUUCACAACCUCCUGCUCAGCCACAACGAUCUCUCUUUCCUCUCUACAGAGGCGUUCAUUUAUGUGAAGCAGCUGCGCUAUCUGGACCUGUCCUCCAACAACCUGCAGCAACUGGAUGAGUUCAUCUUUGAGCCUUUGGUCAACCUGGAGGUCCUCCUGCUGUACAAUAACCAGAUUUCACAGAUUGACCGCGCGGCUUUUAUCAGCAUGAACAACCUGCAGAAGUUGUACCUUAGCCAGAACCAAAUCUCCCGCUUCCCCGUGGAGCUGGUCAGGGAAAAGUCCCGACUCGAGAAACUCAGCCUCCUGGACGUGUCCUCCAACAAGAUCAAGAUGUUGCCCAUCGAUGAGCUCCAGGUACUCCCUGCCUGGAUUAAAAAUGGCCUCUACUUCCACAAUAACCCUCUGCUAUGUCACUGUGAUCUCUACACACUCCUCGCUCACUGGUACAUUCGAAAACUCAACUCUGCUGUGGACUUUAAAGACGACUACACGUGUGUGCUGCCAGGUCCGCAAAAACAACAAGCAGGCAUUUUUGAUCUCAGCGGUGAGAACAUGAACUGCAGCACAUUCAAGGAGGAAGAUGAGGAGGCUUUUCUGGAGCAAACGUUGACCCUCAGAUGUGACACCAAACACAGGGACAUGUCAAAGACGUGGACAAUGCCUGGCAAUGUGCCGGUGAUUUCUGGAAGCAACCAGACAGCCAAAGUCCUGCUGGACGGGAGCCUUCAGAUCAGUCCAGUCAGAUCUGAGGACUCUGGGACGUACACUUGCUUUGCCAUGAGUGAGGCCUUCAAUGAGACUAUCUAUGUGGUGCUCAAGGUUCACAACUUCACCAUGCACGGGACCGGGGAGGCCCUGAACACAGGAUACACCACCUUGGUGGGCUGCCUGGCCAGCGUGGUGCUGGUGCUUAUGUACCUUUACUUGACGCCAUGCCGCUGUUUCUGCUGCCCCAACAAGGGUAAGAAUCGGGGGGAGGACAGCAUCCACUCCUCAAUGCUCAGCGUGACACCGACUCACGAGGACCCAGCGCUCAAGGCCGAGCUGAACAGGCACGUGGCGUUCAUAGACUCCAAGGACUUGCAGGGCCAGAACGGCAAGCUGAACCCCAACGGGGAUGAGGAAGACGACGACCUGGACGCAGAGGCUGGUUCUCUUAUGAAGGGGAAGAGGAAGAAGUCAGUAGCAGAGUCCAUUAGCUCCGUCUUCUCGGACACUCCCAUGGUGGUCUGAGAUGAGACUGGCACAGACAGCGGACGCCACAUGACUGGAUGUAUAUGGUACAACGCGAGCCACGUUUUAGUUAAUGUAAACUGUGAAUGCGGGAGAACACUAUGAAGGAUGUUCAUCUGCAGUUGCUGGCAAGUGAAAAGAAGGAUCUCAAAGGGAAUUUAAAAAAAAAAAAAAACUGUCUUGUUGUCAGAGAGGACAAUAGACAGGACUUUUCCAGCAUUUUAAUCAGUAGCACUUAAUAUUCAUACUGUGAAGGAAUGGCAGUGUACAUGGACAGUGGAAACUAGAAGUCUUAUGAGAGUAAAACGUAGGCGAUAUGUUGUUGAUAUCAGCACUCAGGAAGUGAUACAUUAAAUUGCAAAGUGUGGGGAAAAUGCAUACGAUAAAAUGCACAGGUUGUAAUUAGAUUUGAGAAAACAUAAUAGUUCACUCAUAAUAUGUAUUGAAAUCAUGGCUGGCUCAUAAUUAUAUUUAUUAUGAAGGAUUAGAAUAGAUUGCAUCUUACGUAAACAUUAGAGCAUAGGUACAUUUACCCCUCCUAUCUCGACAGAGACUUAGAUUGACGUCACCAGACUGUGUGGCAUUAACCUUGAGUCAUUUAUAGUGAAACAGCAUGCCAUCAAACCACAUUAUUAGAGACCCUAGACUGAUCUAUGUGAGUGGGUAGAGAAUAGAACGGAUUCAGACGUUUAGUCAUUUAUAUCGAGACUGCAGUAGCACAAACAUAUUCAGAGGCCAACUAACGGUCAUUUUCAUCUUACUUCAUAGCUGAAGCUUAGUUACAAAGUUAAUCAGACCGAUUUGUAGUCAUAGUCAUGUACGGUGAUAUAGGAGACAGCUGUUUUAUUCAUUAUCAUAUUAAGGGAUCAAUUUACAUAGAGCGAUAGUACAAAAUUGCUUGUGGCAGACUAUUGUUCCUAAAUUAACUAAAUAGUUGCCUCUCAGUUCCUGCACAUCUACAGUAGCCUAUAGCCCAAAAGAAACCUUUUGCAGCCUUACGCAAUUAAAAACCUUGGAACGCCUCCAACAUACACACAUUAGGUGCAGGGAAAUAUUUUGUUCUGACUAAUUAUCAACAUAUUGUCUGAAUUCUGUAUACACACAGGUGCCACAGUCCUUAAAAGGACCAAUGGGCUUCUGUUUGUCGUCCGCUGAGGUGACAUUUACUGUCAAGUUUAAAUCCUCCUCUGGGCCAAGUUAUAGCAUCAGGAGAGUAAACAUUAAGCCAGUGGUCACAGCUGGAAACUUUUGGUCUGUAUGAAAAAUACAAAACCUUGGGAUAUUUUUAAUGUACAAAAAAACAAACUUGAAUUCAUAAAUUUAGUCAUAGAUUUAAGUAUUUGAUCUUACAUUUUGCUCAGAUUAACAGUUCCUGUUCUCAGUGUCACACUUCAAAUGUAGCUGUUUUGCCCUGUGGUAGUUAGAAAAUGAUUUAGUUCGUAUUAGCAGGUGAACAUUAGAGUCGGAUUUCCUCAAAAUUAGGCUUAUGAAUAACACUAAUGAGGCUGUACAUUAUUUGACAGGAAAGCAGGAAAGGGUUAAGUAACACAGGGGACGUGAUGUCUUUGAAAAGAUCCCUUUGUUUCAGCAUUUAUUAUUGAAUCUACUGUAAAAUUAAUUUAACAUUCAAGACCCGAUACGCCGCACACAUUUCAUUAACGGUAUUAAAACAGGAGAAUGUGUCCCUGUAUAAACAAGAAAGAGCAAUUUCAGAAAACCGUGUUCAUGCCGUAAUACAACAAGGCUAGUCUGGCAUAAAUGCUAAUUGCAUCUUUUGAUGGGACGUAGCUUCCCUCUGCUUUCCAUGUCUUUGUCUCACCGAGGUGGAGGGGAUCAGUGUGUUAUCAUGAGUCACAGCAACACAAAGCCUUUCUCUCUGGCUCCCUCUACACUGACAGCCUCAAUUCAGCCCAGAUGUGUUUGCUUUGUUUGUGUACCUCUGCCAUUAUGAGCCUGCCCUUGCUUAAAUUCAAAGGCAAUCAUUCAAUCGGGCCAUGAAUGUGAUGCCCUUUAAGUAGUCCGCAGUUUAUUUAUGAGGGAAACGCCUGAGGCUUUCAACCAACAUUUGCACUCCAGCUGAGUCAUAUGGUCGGAAAGUACUGCUCAAUGCAAGAAUCUGUGAGUUCAAAAAGUACCACAAUAAUAAUUGAUAGUUAUGUAAGUUACGUUCGCUAGCUCUCAAAUGUUAAGACGCACACAUAUCUGGGUGCAAUAAGUUUUUUUUUUUUUUACGCAAAAUUAGUGGAAUAUUCACAGUUGCUGUGCGCACCGCAGCAUCUUCUGUGUGGGUGAGAAAAGGAAGUCACACUUAUCAGAGAGGUGGUGUGUGAAUCAUUCCUCUUUCUCACACAUUGGAAUACCAGGUGCAGACAUACAGAGCAGCAAAAAAUACCACGACGCACUCACAUAAAGCCGCAUUUAGCACGACUGCAGACUGGUCGCAGGUGGCCAUGAAUCUGUCACAUUUGAAGGGAUCCCGGUUUUUAAGUUUUACCCUCUGGAACCUGAAAUACAUGUGCUGUUCCCUGCUAAAACCGACCAACCGGGUCGGCUCGAGAAGCUAAAAUCUACAAAUCAGACACAGGUAUUACGGCGAUUGAGUAGCACACUAAAUAACCAGGCCAUUGUGGAAGCAGCGUAUGUUUCCCCUGCAGUAACCCAGUGUCAAUCUAGUUAAAUCUGCUGAGGCUAAUGGGUGGUUUACUCCUCUGUGUUGUCACUCAAAAUACAAGUUGCAAUUCUGUAUAGAGAAAAACUAAGUGCGAUUGCAAAGGUCCCAACAUACAGGAGAAGAGUGGCUGCGUUCUCUCCAAAGCAAAUCUGCCUUCCUAUAUAUAUCUAUAUAUACAGUAUAUAAAUGUAUUGAGACUCACUUUCUGUGUUCAGUAUUGAUUAGUUGUGUAUUACUAUGUUCUACCAGUGUAAUGACUGUAUUCUUGUAUAAUCCGAUGUUGUUCAUUUUGCAUUUCGUCCGCCGCCGUGCUACUGUUAGUUGUCUCUACAUUCAAGUCUUGAUAUAAAUGUUUAUUUUUUAAGCAGGGUGGGGUUUAGUUUUUUAUUGAAAGAGGAUGUAUUUUACACUUGACAGGUGAAGAAUAUGGCAAAACGGAGAAUAUAUGUGAUCCUGUAUUCAAAACUGCAUGGGGAGAGUGCCAGUUUGGAACUGAAUAUGAUACAUCCUAAUGGGCAGUGAGUAUGUAGCCGCCAGUAAUAUUCAGUCAGUGUUUGACUUUGCUCAUAAAGCCAUAAUCAGUUACAAACACAGUGCUUUAUUGGAUCGGUGUUAUGUGUGACGACCAAGGGGGCUGUAGGGGAGUUUGUUCUCCAACACACAAUUAAAGCCACAACUUUUCUGUCUGUAAAAAAAAAAAAUACAAUAUUUUUCUUUUUAACAAGAAAAAAGAAAAACCAGGGAUGCACUGUAGGAAAAAUCAAGAGAUCUCUCCAUCUACCAAUGAAUCCCUAAAAACCACAAGCAGCUUGGAAUGACUCUACAGACGGUGUGUAAUUCAAUCUUCUCAGGACUAUGUCAGUUCAAAUGUAAUAUGAUGUGAAACCUCAUGAUUGCAUUUUAAACGUUUUCUUAUUUGCAAUAUCGAAAAGGCACAAUGUUUUGAGAUCUCUGCAGUUUACAGGCCCUUAGCUAUUUACUGUAAUGGUACAUUAACUCAGUUCUCGCAGAUUAGGGAGGAGAGCGCUCUCUCACUGCCCGGCACCCAUCUCCAUUCAUCUGACUAUGAAGUAGCAAUUACGGGAACAUCCAUGAGGUGGUGAGGCUAAAAGCUUGCUACUUUAACCGAGUGCUACAACAAGUGUCCACGGGACACGAAGAGAGCUUUUAAAAGCAUUAAAAGCACUAAGUUUAUUGACCACUGCUUCAAAGAUGAGAUUGUUGGUCACUGCCAGAAAAACUGAAAGGUCUCACAGCGAAAGUGGAAUGGCUUUGCAUGGUAUGCUUAAGAGCUUCUCUGACUGCAGAAUAGGUGCAAACCAGUAGGCAUUAAAGAAAAAGAAUACUGAUAUAUCAUUUGACUUAAUAAAAGAUUGAGAUUUA